UCAUUUGUUCCUCUUUAUAUACAAUGUCAGAAUUACCUGCAGAACCUGUAUCCUGUGAAGGAUUCUAGCAAACGACAUACACAAACUAUAUGUCGUUUAUACAAUCGUCAUGGAGACACUGACGCAUAUACAUGGUCCUUUCAUGAAAUCUGUGUGUGCACCUUAGUAUAUCUACCCUUUAUUUGAAGAGAUUCCUUCGCUUCCACUUAGCAUACCCAACAUAUCAUACAUUACCCAAGAAAGUCCCUGGUUCCAGAUACAAUCCUCAUUUAUCUAUCCGAAAAUCAUUUACCAGAUGGAGCCGAAACCCUGGUAUCCAGCUGACUAUCGUCAUGCUCUGGGAAAUAUCCUGACUGUCAGUGAAGUGGACCAUUUCUUGAGCAAGGCAGACUGCGGCCCACGUUUCGUCUAUGGCCCACUGAUGAUCCCCACCGUCCUGAAAUACCAUAUCCACAUGGGCCAACAGGUUGAUAUCUCCAAGAACAUGACCCAAGCAACUCUCCAUGGCUAUAGACUCUGUACAUUUGCAGAUUCAAGCCCGCCAGUCAUCAUCCGUUCCACAGAUCCACGGUCCGUGGUCCAAGGAAUGCUGAUAUUCAACUUGAACAAUGAACAACGGAAUUUGAUAUACCACUUCGAAGCAGGUCUAACGGACCUAUGCAGCGUGCAGGUCGAUAUAUGGCAGUGGGACGACGAAUAUACGCGGAGUGUGCGCACAGUUGAUGGAGUUGGCACGUUCCUGUGGAACUCGUCCGCUGAAGACGUGACUCCGUUGGAAAAGACGUCUUGGUCCGUUGACGCUUUCUUGGACAGCGCCUUUUAUGACCAUAUAUGGCGCUCACAAAUGGCCGUUGAGGCUGAGGCACAGUUUUCCUCUGCUGAUCAGGUUGAGGAAAUGUCUGAUUUGCACGUUUCACCAGAGCAACGUUUGAGUCCCGGGAGGAAUCGUAACCGGAUUCGCUCGUCGCUGGAGGAUAUUCCAGAGAUGUAGAUUUGAUCGUCCCUCGUCGAGUUGAUAUGUAUGUGCUCCUCUAUUAUCUGGUCGCAUGAGUUACUAACGACCUCCGCGUUUGGGUUAUGAGACACUGACUACCUUUCUUGUUCACCACAAUAGAGCAGAAGGAGACCUGAAACGGGCCUAUUUUCAGCCAUUUCAGAACACAAUCGCGAAAAUCGGCGCCUGGAGUCUUGUUUUCAUGUUUUUUUUUUUCUUAGAAUCCUUCAACUUUAUGCAUUAUGAUACCUCUGUUUUGUUUAUUUGUCUUGGUUAUGGUCUCUAUUCGACUUCAUUCUGUACUAGUAUCAUCUAGAGCU
Molecule: messenger RNA, 1314 nt
Organism: Paecilomyces variotii
Lineage: Eukaryota; Fungi; Ascomycota; Eurotiomycetes; Eurotiales; Thermoascaceae
Exons: 1
Coding region: 296-991 (231 amino acids)
Source: RefSeq, a predicted model, not a curated record